This is a messenger RNA of Amphiprion ocellaris (clown anemonefish), 686 nucleotides long. RefSeq names its product ubiquitin-60S ribosomal protein L40-like. Gene Ontology annotation, cellular component: cytoplasm; nucleus; ribosome. The record is from RefSeq and is a predicted model, not a curated record. Lineage: Eukaryota; Metazoa; Chordata; Actinopteri; Pomacentridae. Bases 156 to 542 code for a protein of 128 amino acids. Gene Ontology annotation, molecular function: protein tag activity; ubiquitin protein ligase binding; structural constituent of ribosome. The transcript has 5 exons. Gene Ontology annotation, biological process: protein ubiquitination; translation; modification-dependent protein catabolic process.
UGUCAGCACCCGUGUUUUACACAACAGUUUCACGCCAUAUAUGCAGAUGUGCCAGCAGGGCAGGUGAAGACUGGAUCGACUUGUUCUCCCUCUAAAACACAGACUGAGUUCAUGUAGUUCCUGCUUUGCCCAACUGCUGGUGAAGAUAACCAAAGAUGCAGAUUUUUGUGAAAACACUGACGGGUAAAACCAUUACCCUGGAGGUGGAGCCCAGUGACAGUAUUGAGAAUGUCAAAGCCAAAAUCCAAGACAAAGAAGGGAUCCCCCCUGAUCAGCAGCGUCUCAUCUUUGCUGGCAAACAGCUUGAGGAUGGUCGCACCUUGUCAGACUACAACAUCCAGAAGGAGUCCACCCUCCACCUGGUCCUUCGUCUGAGAGGAGGCAUCAUCGAGCCAUCUCUCAGACAGCUGGCUCAGAAGUACAACUGUGACAAGAUGGUCUGCCGCAAGUGUUAUGCUCGUCUGCAUCCCCGCGCUGUCAACUGCCGCAAGAAGAAGUGUGGACACACCAGCAACAUCAGGCCCAAGAAGAAGCUGAAGUAAACAGCUGGAUUCUGUCAUAACUGUUGUCAGUAAAACACCUUGACAAGCCUGACAGCGCUUCAUUUUCUUACCCAAAGUUAUCUUCAGGUUAUAUGUGCGACUCCAGUUUAAACACAGCUGCCAAUAAAGAAAACCUCAUCUGAA